Molecule: messenger RNA, 2795 nt
Organism: Homarus americanus (American lobster)
Lineage: Eukaryota; Metazoa; Arthropoda; Malacostraca; Decapoda; Nephropidae
Product: gastrula zinc finger protein XlCGF57.1-like
Exons: 2
Coding region: 939-2591 (550 amino acids)
Source: RefSeq, a predicted model, not a curated record
GUGACGAGUACAGCAGGUAUAGUGACGAGUACAGCAGGUAUAGUGACGAGUACAGCAGGUAUAGUGGCGAGUACAGCAGGUAUAGUGACGAGUACAGCAGGUAUAGUGACGAGUACAGCAGGUAUAGUGACGAGUACAGCAGGUAUAGUGACGAGUACAGCAGGUAUAGUGACGAGUACAGCAGGUAUAGUGACGAGUACAGCAGGUAUAGUGACGAGUACAGCAGACAUAAAACAUGUGAGAGGAUGUAAGAAAGGAACAUUAUGGUAACAUUAGGAGGCCAUCCCAGACAAACAUCUCCCACCACAACCUGCCGUAGUAUUAAACCUCUACAAAGAUCAUCAAAUGUCCUCAAGAGAUGUAGGUUCUGGCUUGUUGUGUGCCGCCAGAGUCCAUUUUCUGUACAGUAAUAUUAGUAGCUAAAAAUAGAUAAGUUGAACUAGUUUUGUAUAACUUCUUAAAACUGUAGAAUAAAUCAGUAUGAGGAUUAUUAAACAUCUUCACUGGACCAUUUUAAACAUAAUUGACAAAUAAUGACUAACUAUAUCUAGGUCAUAAGUUUGAAAUAUAGAAGUCAAGUUGUACUACAUGUGAAAUUCUGUAUGUCCAGAGUGGAAAGGUGGUUCCCUGGGUUAAAGUACUGUACCAGUGAAAUGAUGCACUACACUAGAUAUUGUACAAAGAUGAUAUGUCCUACAGGGUUUUUACCCAAAGAACAGCCUACUGGUGUGUACUUCUGGACACUGAAGAAAAAAAGCUUAGUUGUGUCAGUGAUACUCAAAUGUAAGUAGAUAAAAGAACCUUGUACAUGUGUAGAAUUAUAAAAAGAAAUUUACUCUUGUAGAUGUAACUUUCAUGCAGAAAAACUUAGCCCAUAUACAGUUCUGUACUGUGUGUUUUCAAUGACAAAGAUUCAAACAGUUUUAUAAGGUGUAAUAAUGGCUCACCUUAUGAAUCAAGUGGCUGUGUACGUUGAUGACAAAACUUAUGAGUGUGCAGCUUGUGGUAAAAGUUUUUGUAGUAAUGAAUAUUUGGAAAUGCAUGUUUGUGUGACUGAGGAAGUUGCUGAGAAAGAUAUUAAGUGUGAAGAGUUUGGCGAGAGCUUUUAUAGUAAAUAUGACAUGACACAACAUAUGACUGUUCACAAUGCUGAGAAAAACUUUAUUUGUGCUGAGUGUGGCAAAAGUUAUUACACAGAAGGUGAACUAGAGUAUCAUAAGGUUGUUCACUCAAAUGAGAAAAAGUUUAAGUGUACAGAGUGUAGCAAAUGUUAUUAUAGAGAACGUUCUCUGAAGCAGCAUAUGGCUGGCCACAGUGGUGUGAAAAAGUAUAAAUGUGAAGAGUGUGACAAGAGUUUUGUCACAAAGAGUCAUUUCAAUUAUCAUAUAACUGUGCACUCUGGUGAGAAAAAAUUUAAGUGUGAAGUGUGUGGUAAAAGUUAUUACACACCAAGUAACCUGAAGCAGCAUGUGGCUGUGCACACUGGUGUGAAAAAUUUUAAAUGCGAAGUAUGUGAUAAAUGUUUUGACAUAAAAGGUAAUAUGAAACGACAUAUGGCUGUACACACUGGUGAGAAAAAUUUUAAGUGUGAAGAAUGUGGUAAAAGUUUCCAGCAGAAGAGUGCACUGCAGACUCAUGUGAUUAUGCACACUGGCAAAAGAAACUUUACUUGUGCAGAAUGUGGUAAAAGUUACUACAGAAAGGGAACUCUGAAGGACCACAUGGCUGUCCACACCGGUGAGAAGAAUUUUUUGUGUGAAGAAUGUGGUAAAAGUUUCUAUAGGAAAAUUGAUCUGGAAAAUCAUAUGUCUGUACAUAAUGGUGAGAAAAAUUUCAUGUGUAAAUUAUGUGGUGAAAGUUUUUACAGGAAAAAAGAUCUGGAAAACCAUGCAGCUGUGCACACUGGUAAGAAGUACCUGAAGUGUGAAGAGUGUGGUGAGAGUUUUUACAGAAAGUGUGAACUGUUGGCCCAUAUGACACUACAUUUUGAUGAAAAAAACUUCAAGUGUGAAGAAUGUGGGAAAUGUUUUAAGCAGAGAAGUGCUCUGUUGAGUCAUAUGAAUGUACACACUGUUGUGAGUAUAUUUAAGUGUGAAGACUGUGAUAAAACCUUUUACAGGAAGAGCUCCCUGAAGCGACAUCAGGCUGUACACACUGAUGAGAAAGAAUUUAAAUGUAAAAUAUGUGGUAAAUGUUUUCAAACGAAAUAUAUUCUGGCAAAACACUGGGUUGUGCACUCUGAGAAGAACUUCAAGUGUGAAGUGUGUGAUAAAUGUUUCAAGAAUUAUAAUGCUCUUCUGGAUCAUAUGAUUGUUCACACUGGUGAAAAGAGCUUUAAGUGUGAAGUUUGUGGCAAGAGUUAUUAUAGGAAAGGUUCUCUGAAGGAACAUAUGAUUAUACAUACUGGUGUAAAAAAAUUUGUGUGUGAAGUUUGUGGUAAAAGUUAUUACUGUAAACCGAGCCUAAAACGACAUGUGGCUUCGCAUACCAAUAAGAAAAACUUCAAGUGUGAAAUGUGUGGUGAAAGUUUCCAAAAGAUGACCUUUCUUCUGAGACAUAUGAGUGUGCAUACUGGUACUGCCAUAGGUUAGUGUCAUAGCAAUAAAUAUGGUCAGUGUAUUUCAUCCAGGGACACUGUUCAGCAUUAAAAAUCUGUGCAUUUUUUUGAGAAAGUUUCUGACCAUUUUCAAACACAAAUGCUCAAUUGUUUAUCGAAUUCACCAUCCUCUUCAUUCAUUCAUUCCACAUACAACUUCCAACUCUGAGCAAAGAAUAAAUUAAUAAUACUGAUUUAA